UCUGGCAUUUCUACUGUCAAUUGCGUCAAACCUACCAUCAAGUUGUGUUUACCCAUUAGAUAAAACUGGGCGUAAUUUGUUUUUUUCUAUUACCAACUUCCAGUUCAAUAUCUGAUGCAACAGCAAAUAUGAUCUGCCAGUGAGUGAAUGAAUUUAAACUUUAGCAGUCACGUCAGGUCUUAUAAUCAAAUCCGAAGUUAUGGCACGACAAAUGAGUCAAUCUGAGCGAAAGCUCGCCGAAAAACUGGUCAUUCUGAAUGAUAGAGGUCUUGGAAUGCUCACCAGAAUAUAUAACAUUAAAAAGGCGUGUGCAGACUCUAAAUCCAAGCCUGCGUUUUUAUCGGAUAAAAACUUGGAAUCUUCCAUCAAAAGCAUUGUGAGGAGAUUUCCCAAUUUGGACGCCAAGAGCCUCAUACCCAUCCAGGGUCUUCGCAAUGAAAUAAUCAAGUCUCUCUCAUUGUACUACUUGACUUUUGUGGAUUUGUUGGACUUUAAAGAUCAUGUUUGUGAGUUGCUGACUACCAUGGAUGCUUAUCAAGUAGAACUCGACAUUGCAAUAAACUUUGACCUUACUAAGAAUUACCUGGAUUUGGUUACAACGUACGUUGCUCUUAUGAUACUGCUCUCUAGAGUCGAAGACCGCAAAGCUGUGUUAGGUCUAUAUAAUGCCUCCUACGAAAGUGUAAACGGAUCGACAGAUGCCAAUUUUCCUCGUUUAGGGUCUAUGAUUAUGGAUUACGACCUUCCAUUUAAGAAGCUUUCUGAAGAGUUUGUUCCUCACUCGAAACUAUUGAGUCAAGCUAUAGCUUCGUUGGAAGCUAUUUAUAUUCCACGAAAUGUUACUGCUGAGAUUUGGCGAGAUGAACAGCAGAUCUUAAGCCUAGUGGGAAAUCCAUCAUUUUUGCUGAAACCUGUGAAUACAGACAAGAUGAGCUGCGAAUUUCUUUCAAUGGAGACCUUGGAGAGAUGGAUUGUUUUUGGCUUAAUGUUAAUUCAUUCAGUUCUCCUUGAUAGACAUGGAGACCACUUUCACAAGUUGCUUAUCAAUGCCUUAGAAAGCUUCUGGAUUUUACCAUUGUUCAGGGAUGAGGUUCUGUAUAUUCAUCAGUAUAUCUGGUCGUAUUUGGAUACAUUGAAAGGAUAUGGAAAGAAAAUAAGUGACAUAAAAGAUGCCUACCAGCAAGCAGUUCAAAAAGCUGCUCACACCCAUAGAGAAAGAAGAAAGUUUCUGCGUACCGCACUUAAGGAGAUGGGAUUAAUUUUUGUCGACCAGCCGGGAUUAUUGGGGCCAAAAGCUUUACUCGUCUUUAUGGGACUGGCCUACUCUCGAGAUGAAGUUUUGUGGCUUCUAAGACACAACGAGAACCCUCCGCAUCACAAAGCUAAAGGAAAAUUAACUGAAGAUCUUGUGGAUCGUCAUCUUCCUGAAUUGCUCUUCCACAUCGAAGACUUACGUGUGCUUGUCCGAAAAUACAGCCAAGUGAUGCAAAGAUAUUACGUACAGUAUCUAUCUCAUUGGGACGCAAUCGAAUUGAAACAACAAAUGCAAGCGUUGCAAAGUUGUCCGGAUGAUGAAGCAGUUAUUUUAUCCUCUUUAUGUAAUACCAUUUCCGGAUUGUCCGUUAAGCAAGUGGAAGAGAAUGAAACGUUCAAUUUUUUCGCCUUUAGAUUGGAUUGGUUGCGAUUGCAGGCCUAUACAUCCACGCAACAAUCGAAAUUGAGAUUAAUGGAAGUGAGAGGAUUAGGCCAGCUAAUGGAUAUGGUUCAAUUUCAUACGAAAAUGGUUGACAAUCUAGACGAGAUGUUACGUGAAACGUCGGAUCUGUCCAUAUUUUGCUUCUACAAUCGAGCAUUCGAAACUCAGUUUCACAUGUGUUUGGAAUUUCCAGCUCAAAAUCGUUAUAUUAUUGCGUUUCCAUCGAUUUGCAGUCACUUCCAACUGUGCACCCAUGAACUGUGCCCGGAAGAACGGCAUCACAUUAGAGAGCGAAGUUUGUCGGUUGUGAACAUGUUUUUAGACGAAAUGGCCAAAGAAGCCAAAAACAUACUCACCGCAAUCUGCGACGCACAUUGCAAGAUGAGCGACAAACUGUUACCAAAAAAUUGUGCUCAUUUAAUAUCGCUGCAAAUGAACAGGAAGAAAAAGGAAAAAAACAAAAAAAAUGCCGCAGAGUUUGAAAAACCUGGCAUGGAAAGUUACAGGAAAACUCGAGAAAAUUUAACAACCAUGGACAAAUUUCACAUGGCCAUAACAGAGCUGUGUUACGCCAUUAACUAUUUUUCCAACAUUAACGUAUGGGAGUAUACUUUUGCGCCUCGCGAAUAUUUGCAUCAACACUUGGAAAAUAGAUUUGCUAAAGCAUUAGUAGGAAUGGUGAUGUACAAUCCUGAUACUAAUGAAAUUGCCAAACCGUCGGAGCUGUUGGUUUCCGUUCGAUCUUACAUGGAUGUGUUGCAGACUGUUGAAAAUUAUGUACAUAUCGACAUAACUCGCGUUUUUAACAAUUGCCUAUUACAGCAGACUCAAACUAUGGAUAGUCAUGGAGAGAAUACUAUUGCAUCAAUUUAUACAGAAUGGUACUCUGAAGUACUACUUCGCAGAGUCACUACUGGCAGUAUAAUUUUCUCCAAGAACCAAAGAUCAUUUGUUAGCUUAACACUUGAAAGUACAAUCCCAUUCAAUCCUGAAGAGUUUUCCGAUGUUAAUGAAAUGAAGGCACUAGCCGAACUGAUUGGCCCUUACGGUAUGGGGCAGCUAAAUGAAAACUUAGUGUGGCUAAUUACGAACCAAGUUAUGGAACUUAGGAAGUUAGCAGAUAUGAACAAGAACGUGCUGCUGGUGUUGAGGACGAGUUUUGAUAAACCCGAAGUUAUGAAAGAGCACUGUAAAAGAUUAAUAAAUGCCGACAAUGUUUUACAGCGAAUGACUAUUGUGGGAGUGAUUUUGAGUUUUAGACAAUUGGCGCAGUCUAGUUUAACUGAUGUCUUGGAGCAACGAAUACCAUUUUUACUGAGUUCGAUUUUAGACUUCAAACAUUAUCUACCCAGUGGUGAUCCGAUGAAGAUUGUAAGCGAAAUGACUUCGGCAGCUGGUUUAAGCUGCAAAGUAGAUCCUUUAUUACUAUCUACACUAAGAUUGCAAAAAAUUCAAUUCGAGUCCGAUACUGAACAUCUCCUUGUAUGUUUGCUCAUGGUGUUUGUCGCUGUUUCGAUACCAAGACUCGCAAGACUAGAACAGUCGUUUUACAGGCCAUCCUUGGAAGGACAUACAAACAAUAUCCAUUGUAUGGCGUUGGCAGUAAACCAUAUUUUCGCGGUUCUUUUUACAUUAUGUGGCCAAAGCGACAUCGAACAGCGAAUGAAAGAAUUUUUAGCUUUGGCUUCUUCGAGUUUGCUACGAUUGGGCCAGGAAGCCGACAAAGACGCUGUAAAAAAUAGGGAAUCUGUAUAUUUGCUUUUGGAUGAAAUCGUCCAAGAAUCGCCUUUUUUAACUAUGGACUUGCUGGAAUCGUGCUUUCCUUAUGCACUGAUCCGCAAUGCUUAUCACGACGUAUAUAAACUUGAGCAAAACAUGUAAAUUUUUAAUAUUUGGGAAAAUUGGAUGAUUUUCAGUUCAAGGAAAGCUGAAAAUACGUUUUAACAGUUCUAGAAUUGCAUUAUAUCUGAGAUUUUUAUUGAUUGGAUGUCGAAAAUGGAUUAAAAUUUGAUUUGUCCUUAAUUUUUAUUAUUAUUUUUAUUAUUGAUUAUAGUAUUUUAGUUACAAUUCACCACCUGCUGUGUUUAAGCUUGAACGAUGCAGGGUGAUUCGUCGUAGUGAACACUUUUAAGAAGUUUUUCUUGAGCUUAUUCGAAGCUUAUCGAAAAACGUUCUUAUAAAUAUUUGCCAAAUUUCGAUCAUCGUGUUUGCUUUAAAUUAUAUACUUUUAAUUAAAAAAUUGUCCGGAAGGACUCUAUGGAAUGUACUUUGUAACUUUUAAAACACAAAGCUUGUUCAAAUUAAAGUAAGUACAAAUAUGUUUCAAUGUAUCUAAGUAUAUAUUUCUAGGUUAAGGCUAUUUAUUUUGUAGGCAACAGAAGUCUUAUAGAAUAGAAUAAUUUUUUAUUAAUUUACUACUAUUUGAAGCAUGAUAUUUGAUCACAUUUCAGUAUGUAAAAAUUCAUAUUUAAGAUGAGAUGACUUAAACUUGCAAAAAUUCAAUAAAAUGACAAAUUUAUCAUCGCAGAACUAAGAAAUCAGGUGAACAUUAUGAUAAUCGAAAAUAAACAGUUGGUUAGGCUAGGAAAUAAGGAAUAACAAGUAGAAAUUCGUAUAAAAACAACUAUUUAAUUUCCCUUAUUUACAUAAAUAUUGUUUUUACAAUACCAGAUACGGAGAAUAGCAUCAAAUAUAUUAUAUUGAUACACUAAACUUCUAUGGGAUGAAGACAAAUAGUUUGAAAAUCUUAUUUUUUGCUUUUUGAGUAAUUAUCACAUUUUCAAAAAAUGUUAACAAUAGUACAUACAAUUUUCACCCAUUACAAAAAUACCGUUUUCGCAAAGAAAAUAUUUCGUUUUUAAAAUUAAUGAGAUCUGUAAAGAAUCUGCACAUUUUUUAUAUAGAUAUUUGUCGCAAGUUGAUAAUAUAAAUAUACAUAAAAUGCUUUCAUUGAAAAAUUUUACAGUGGCCAGUCCCGAAUUUCCGUGUCUCAAAAUCUGUAAUCUUGCGCGGAUUGUGUUUGUUUGUUGUGCGCCUGUUUUUGCAGGAACUUCGAAGGAAUGAAUCAAAAAGUGUCGAAUUAACAAAAGUCAAUUUAAAUCAAUAUUUGAAGAACAUUAGCAUAAUAAAUUUUGAGUUGCUUUCAUGUUGCAUUUGCAUUCCACUGACGCGUUAUUAAAAAACAAUUGUUUUACCCUUAAUAUAAGAAAAUCUUUUAAUAGACAGAUAAAUAGUAUAUCUUAAAUAAAAUUUGACUUUGGCUUUGAAAGUACAGCAAAUAUUGAGCAAUAUUUCAACAAAUGGAAACAUGGAUUUAUACUCUUUUUAAAACUACCAUGUAAUUAUUGGGGAAUUAUUGGAAUUAUGCUGAAAAAUAUCAAAUUAUGCAAUUCAUUCAAAGCAGAAAAAAACUCCAUUAAUCUCGCCAAAAACGGAUCUUUCAAAGGUGUAUGUAGGGAAACCGAAGAAAAUAUAAUCGGUUAAAACUGAAGAGAAAUAGUGUUUUUCUUUGGCCACUGCAAAAUACAAUGCCAUGUGGUUAAACGUACCAACACGAAAGGAAGUAUUUGCAUAUAUAAAUGAUAGUUAAAGAAUUUACAUUGGUCUUAAAGUCAGAAUAUAUAAUAUAUGAGGUACAGGGCGCUUUUCUGAUAAUAUAGUUGUUUACAUUUGUUAUAAUCACAAAACAGCCUGCAAUUUAAAAUAAAGUUAUAUGCUUACUAUAAAACAACUAGAGCGUCCAAUAAUACUUUAACUGUCCAUGUACUUUAUGUGGAAUUUGAGUUACUCAAUAAAAGAAGUAAUAAAAUA
Molecule: messenger RNA, 5506 nt
Organism: Dendroctonus ponderosae (mountain pine beetle)
Lineage: Eukaryota; Metazoa; Arthropoda; Insecta; Coleoptera; Curculionidae
Gene: Hem
Product: membrane-associated protein Hem
Exons: 3
Coding region: 200-3577 (1125 amino acids)
Biological process (GO): cell morphogenesis; cell projection assembly; neuron projection morphogenesis
Cellular component (GO): SCAR complex
Source: RefSeq, a predicted model, not a curated record